Messenger RNA from Cuscuta europaea, 8722 nucleotides. The record is from the annotation of a GenBank genome assembly. Lineage: Eukaryota; Viridiplantae; Streptophyta; Magnoliopsida; Solanales; Convolvulaceae.
GGGGACAUUUACCAGAUAUUAUUAGAAAUAGAAGAAAUUACAAAAUCAAGGGGACCAAACCUUACUUGAUAAAGUCAAAUUACAAUCUAAUAGAGGGAAUACCAAAAAAAUCCAUCCAAAAGGCUCUUUUUGCAGGAGUAGGAAGCUGAUCCAGUCCAGAAAAAACCUUUAACCCGUCCGUCUGGAAUUGGGCCAUAUGAUGCGCAGCCCAGUUGCAUUCCCUUUUCAUCUGUCCGAAAUCCACCCCUUUCCUAAAAGCUAGGUCUGUGACUUCCUGAAUAUGAAUCGCCCAUUUACUCUUCUUCUUGCCCACAAUAUACUCCAUAGCCAACGUAGAAUCUGAUUCCACCUGAAAAAUCAGCAAGCCCCUCCUCCAUCGCCCAACGAGUAGCGGAAAGGAUGGCCUUCAAUUCAGUCUCCAAGGAGGAUGUUGCACAUACCGGGAAGCAAAUCGCCAUUACAAAUCCUCCUCUUCGGUCACGUAGAACAGCUCCUCCUCGAGCCUUACCAGCUAAGUAUCCUGCAUCCACAUUAAUUUUCCAUUUCUUGACUGGCAACUGCCAUUUGAUAAUCUGAGGUUUAUAACAUUGUAAGCAAAAAUGUUUAUGAAUCAAGCCCUCCUGAAAAAGAAUAUCUCCUGUAAUCCGAAUCUUGUGUGUAGGCAAAGUAGCAACCCAACUCUGGGUAUACAUCUUAACUUGGAGGAUGAUAUAAUUAGGGUUAGAUAUUCCACCCCCAGAACCCCAAAUAUGAUUGGUGUACUCCUUCCAUAUUGUCCAACAGAUAAUCCCAGGCAAACUCUGUUUAAAAAAAUCAACCAAACUUAUAGGACCAUUUCGCAAUUUCCAAUAAUGUAAAUGGCUAUAAUCCACACCAGGUGGUUGAUAGAUACCAAAAAUACUGAAAAAAUAUCUCCACACCUCUUUAGCCACUUGACAUUGAUAGAACAAAUGUUUCAUAGAGUCACUAUGACAUCUGCAAAGGGGACACAUUGAUGGAUUUAACACAAAGUGAAAUCUGCUAAGGUUAUCUGCAGUGGGCAGAAUACCCUUAACAAUUUUCCACUGUAAAAUCUUCAUUUUUAUUUCAGUCUUGGCUUCCCAAAUUUGUUGAUAAACAGGAUAGUUGAAAUCUAAAUCUCUUACUUCCUCAUAAGCAGAUUUAAUAGAAAACUGACCAUCAUUUUCUUCAUUCCAGGAUAUCUUUCCAGUUUGGUCCAUGGUACACAAUUCUGACCCAAGAGCAUCAGCAGAGCAAAUACGCCUCCAAAUAGCAGAAUCAGUGAUCUUAGGUAUCAUAUUAUCAUUUCUUCCAUACCUAGAUUUCAUAAUCUGAUUCCAAAGAGAGACCCCAGUUUUCCAUUUCCACCACAAUUUGAGUGUGAAUGCCUUUUAACAUAGUUUAUUCCAUUUAAUACAAUGAUGUUUCUUCAUGUCAUUGGCUGAGCCCCAGAAAAAAGAGGACAUCUUACUAUUAAGCACCUUAAUUACCUUCUUAGGUAAAGUAUCCACAGCUAAAAUGUGUAGAAGAAUAGAAUUAAGCACAUGUUUUAUAAGAAUUAAUCUACCCCUUGUGACAAGUUAUUUUGUUUCCAAGGAGAAAGUUUGCUCUCAAACUGUGUGAUAAUAUUGCUGCAAUAUUCAAACCUGUUUAUCCCUUUGUGCAGGUUAACACCAAGGUAUUUCAUGGGUAAACUGGAAAGCUUCAUACCCAGGAGGUCCUUGAUUUUAGAUUGUCUUGCUGGAGGAGAUUUCCCACAAAGAAUGGAACUUUUCAAAAGGUUCACAGCCUGCCCUGAGCAUUCCUGGUAAGAAUUCAGAAUUUUUUUGAAUCUUAAUAAAUACCUAGAAUCUCCAUUAAGCUGAAUAGUGUUUCCACCCCUAUUCAGCAUAAAUAUCUCACCAAGCUAUUGUGCAAUAAUUACAAAAUCGAACAUAAAAAGGGUUUGAGAAUAAAGUGGAAGAUGUUAUAUCAAGAAGAGAUCAUCAGGAAAGUAAUAUAAUGGGGAUUGGAUAUGUGCUAAUAUAGCAAUCAUCAAACCAUUUUGGCAAGAGGAGAACUAUCAAGGAGAUAGUGAAGCUGAAGAAACAAUUUUAUAGCUAGUGUCCACACCUUAUAACGUGACUUAAGUACGGCUUGUCAUCCAUUAUAUUAGAUGCAUAAGAGCGAAAGGAUUCUUAAGGACCGGAGCAAAUGAUUUUCCUUGGUCCAGUGGUGGUACAACAAUUGUCAUCACACGACAAUUGGGAUGAGUCCUUUUGGGGCUCUUUUUUGUUAUAAACCACCCAUGAUGGAGAUAGGAUCAUAUGGAGAGAUUUCGAUUGUGCAAGUCGAAUAUGAACCCGCUCCUAAAAACUUGAACAUGAGCUCCAAGUAUCUAAAUACAGGAUGAAACAAUUGGUUGACAGAGGUAGCAGCGAAAGAUAAUAUGCAACAGGGGAUUGGGUUUAUUUGAAACUCAAACCUUAUAGGUAGAUGAACAGGAGAAAUCCGCUAUAUGGAAACUAAGUCGUAAGUAUUGUGGACCUUUUCCCAUUAUAGAAAAAAAUAAGAGUUGUGGCCUACAAAUUGAAUCUACCUGAAGGGAGUAAGAUACAUCCAGUUUUCCAUGUAUCCUUGUUAAAAAAAUAGGUAAGUUACCAAUAACAUUCCUGCCAUGAAUCAAGAAUGUGACACUUUGUUGGUUCCUGCUAAAGUUUUAGCUAGAAGGAGUGUUAAAAGGAACAAUGAUGUUGUUGUUCAAUUAUUGAUUAGGUGAAAGCAUUUACGAUCAGAUAAAGCUACAUGGGAAGACUGACAAAAUAAUAAAGUAAUUUUCUAAGAUUAAAGGUUAGGGACAAGCUUCAAAGUAAGGGAGGGGCAAUGUCAACAUUAAAUCUUUAGUGUUGAACUAGAUAAGUUGCGAAUCCAUUUACUUCAUUUUUAACGAAGUGUAAUAAAUGAGAUGGUGACUCCUCCUCAUCCCAUCCAGGGUUAGAAAUAGUUUGAUAGUUAGUUGUUGAUACUAAUAUGUAGUUGAGGGUUGUUUACGGAGAAGGCAACUUUGUUAGACUGUUUGGACUUUGGCAUCCCUUUUGAGAAGUAGGGUUUACUAUUAUUAUCUUCUACAGUAAACGGUUGAAUUCACUUGUUGUGUUCAUUAAUAUUUAGAUUAAGAGUCCGUUUGGUUACCCGUAUUUUAAACUUAUCAAGAAUUAUCAUUCAACUUUUUCACCACAGAUGUAACUUUUGAUUUUCGUGUGCGAAUCGUUUAAUAACAAUUAAAAUAAACCAGGUUUGAGUUGCUUUUCUAGCUAAAAUUGAUUGAAGUUAUUCUAGAGGAUCAUUUUAGCUAUUUAAAUACCUCAAACUUUAAUAAGGUGUGAGAUAAGUACCCCAAACUUGCAUAUGUAAUAUAUAUACCCCGAACUUUAUAUAAAAAGUCAUUUUCACACCAUGAUCGCAUGUUUUUCAAAAAAACACAAAUGUAUUAGAAUUGUUGCAUAGUUUAAAAUACUUUGCUUUGUUAGAAUGCAUUUAACAUUCCAAAAUUUCAUCUGUAAAAUAAAUAAUAUUACAUCCAAUCCAGAUCAAAUCAGACUUGGAUAAUUAUAAAAUACACAGAGACCAGACAUUUAUCAGACCAGACCAAACCAGAUCAGACAAGAUCAGACCAGAAAAUUUCAGUCUAAGUAAAAACAUCCUUGCUGUAUCCAUUAUAUUUUGGAUAGUUAAGUACGUAAUAGUUAAUAAAUUAAAUAAUUAUUUGGGAGCAAUUUGGAUGGUGGUAUUAUUCAAAGUUUCAAACAAUAAUAAUUUUUAGAUAAAAACAUGAGCUUUUUAUUUUAAUAUUACUAAAAUGAAUGAAAAAGACAAAAAUGUGUCAUGUUUUAAUUUUUUUCCGAAAAGUGACUAAAAGUCAUUUAUUCCUUGUAUUUAAUCAUGCAUUUAUUAUUUUAAUAUUCCUUUUAUAUACGAAGUAUUUGAUUAGUAGUUCAUAUUUGCGCCAGUCACUAUCCUAGUGACUUCUGGUCACUGAACAGUGACUCCACCCAACUCCGGUUACUAGCCCGUGACUUCCACUCAACUCCGAUCACUAAUCCGGUGACACAGCCACAUUGAUACCACUGCAAGUGGCAUCCACACACACAAGACUCCAGUAUCCUAGCACCCCAGCUCUGCCUCGCCAGCCCCUACCCCUGUCCCACAGGCCAACCCUAGCCCACCCAAUUCAAAUGCCUAGAUCUGCCCUCGCCAGCCCACCCAGCUGGCCUCACACCUCAACCUCAGCUUCCGACCCAAGCCCCCCACCGCACCACCGCCUGUAAACCUAGCCGCCAGCUCCCCUCAUCCUAGCUUUAACGACCGCUAAAAUCAUAGAUCUGGACGACCUAUAUGGAGAGGCGGAGCAGAAAUCUGGACAGCGAGUUAGAUCCAUGAUCUAUACGGCUAACGGAAAGGGCGGCGCGACCAGUGAUGACGGGUAGGACAAGUAGGGGCGAAGAAGAAUGAGAAGAAGAUGAAAGCCAUGAAGACGGUGGGGCGUCGGGGCGUCGGGGACUGGAGUGCGGUGGGGGCGGCGGGGACUGGAGUGCGGUGGGGGCGGCGGCAGGUUGAGAGAGAUGAAGACGGCGGCGGCAUGCGUCCAAUGGUUGAGAAGAAGUCGGUGUUGGUUGCGUGACUUGUGUCCGUUCCAUCAUAGAGUUCGUAGUGUCUGUUACGAGAGUGAGAUGGGCCAGAGACUGGACCGUGUAAAUCACAUUUUGAAGAAACAAAUAAGGGUCAUAUUUCCGUCAAAAAUGCUUGGGUUACAUAACUUGUACACAAGUGUACAAGCUAUAAAAGCCCAAAAAAAAAAGCUCCCCAUUUGUUUAACUCAUCUCUCUCUUUAUUUUUACCCUCCCCAUCCGGCACUCUCUCUUUCCCUAUCUCUUCUACGCUCCUUCCUCUCUCUUCUUUUUCUCUAAUUUCUCCACCAUUUUCACUCCAUCCAUCUUCCAUUUUAGGUUAGCUCACCAGCUUGUUUGAACACCUCUCCUGGAAGCCUCCAGCAUACUCGUCCCACACUCCAUGUCCACUCAUCACUUUCUAUUCCUCUCAUUUUAAAGCUCAAAUUUCUGAAAGGAAGCUCAAGGUUUCACCUUUUAAUGAUGGAUGAAUCUUUCCAAAAUCAUUAUUAUUGAGGUCUGGGGUCCACUUCAUUUAUUAAAUUUGGUUGGCUUGAAUUUUGUUGGAACCAAUGAAAGAUUCGACAUUUGCUUUUAAGAUUUUGUUGGGUCCGAUGUAUUGGUCAAACGAAUCAGUUUAGAGCAUUUAAUGAAGUAGUUGGGGGUUGAGCAAUUAAUCUGGUAGUUGGGUGUUCAAACUUAUACAUAUCAUUUGCCUAUAAAAGCUGACAUACGGAUGUUUUCAAACCAACACACCCUUCACUCCCUUCAUUCACUCCCUUCACUCAACAUUCACUCCCUUCACUCAACAUGGCAACAAACCCUAACGAAAUUCCCAGAACAUUGUACUCAAUGAUCAGGGACGUUGAUCAUACCAGAUCAACAUAGGCACUCAAAGUUCGAGUUGUGAGGGCCGUGGAAAUGUCUGCCCAAACUAAAGGAGGUCCAAGAAUGGAGGUUGUUUUCCAUGACGAGGAGGAUUGUAGGGUGAAAAGAUACAUGCAUUGAUUAAGAGACCCCUUAUGCACCUGUAUAAAUCGAGGAUGCUGGAAAACCAAUGUUUUAGGAUAAAAAACUUUUUGGUGCUCGACAAUUACUAUACGUACAAAACUACAUCGCACCCAUAUAUUCUGGAAUUUAUUAAAAAAACCGCAGUUUUCGACCACCCUUCAGAAAACUUUCCGAAUUUCAUGUAUGAUUUUCAUCAGUUCGACAUGCUGCAGAGCCUAAGGGUUGUGAACGAUAAACUGUUGAUAGAUGUAAUUGGAAAGAUUGUUGGAAAAACACCUCCACAGACGCAUGUGAUAAAUGGCAAGCCAGAGCGUCUCAUAGAACUAACUUUGGAGGAUCCCGAGGGUAACCGUAUACGAGGCACGCUAUGGAACAACUACUGCAAAGAAUUCUGUGACUUUUACGCAGAGCACAAGAAUGAAGCAAUUUACAUAAUUCUUCAAAUGUGCAGACCAAAGCGUUACCAAGGAUCGGUGUUGGUGUCUACUUCCUACGACAUAUCUAAGUUGAUCAUGAAUGGAACGUCAACAGAGUUUGAGGACUUCAAGGCACAAUUUGGACCAGAAAAUGAGGAGGUAGCUACAGUGACCACUUUCACUGGAAAUAGCAUAGGCCACGACAUGGAAGAAGUACUGAGAGGAAAUGCAAAAAUCAUACGGAUAAGUGAAUUCUUGGAUGAUGCAAAGGAUGGCACCUAUUGGAUUUUGGGAGAUAUUGUUUCUAUCGACAACUACAGAGAGUGGUGUUAUCUAAGCUGCCCUACGUGCAACAAAAAACUCCAGCCCGAAGAGGACAGGUUUAGGUGCAACAAUUGCAACAUAUCUCUUCCAGGAGGAACCCUAAGGUAUAAAGUUCCCGUCUGCAUCAUGGAUGACUCCGGACAUGCAUCCUUUACCCUAUGGGACAAGGAAUGCAUUGAAGUGACCGGAAAAACAGCAGCUGCCAUCAGAAAGGAAGUUGAAAAGAAAACAGGAGAUGCUCAACAUUUUCCAGAGGAUAUCGAGGCACUGAUAGACCAGAAGGGACUCUUCAAAGUCCAGGUCAAAACCAGAGCAGAAAGUUCAUCCUAUCAAGGACCUCUUUCUUAUGGGGUUGUCGCCAUGAUCAGGGACCCUACGAUUUUGGCGCUUUAUGCUAACGCAUCUGAACAAGCAAAAGGACCGGAAAUUUUAACUGAAGAGGAAAAGAGUGGUUUUGAUGCUAAUGAUCACUUGGAGGAAGAAAAUGACAACGGUAUAAGAAAAGGUCUUUCCAUAGACAAGGCAGUCAUGACAGAAGAUGAGAAUGCUUCUACGCCUAUUCAAGUUCAAGCAGCCGAGAUGGGAUUGGAGAAGGACAAGGAUAGAGUGGUGGAGGAAGCUACUGGAUCAGCAAAAGGGAAACGAGUUGUGAUAGGAGGGAAUGAUGUAGUAAAUAGGAACCUGCUUGAUCAGUUUUCAGCAAACAUCAACACCAACAAGAGAAGGAUCCGAGUCAAGCAGGAGAAGGCCUAAACAAUGUGACCAGAGGAACCGGCUACCUAGAACUCUAUUUUUCAGAAAUCAUUCUGCUACUAAAACUCUAUUUUGCUAAACUUAUUAUUUGGGCCUGUAAUAUUAACUAUAUUUUGCUAAACUUCGUGCUACAACUGUAAUUUUGCUAAACUUGGUGUUGAGACCUAUAAAUCCUAUAAUGCUUAACCUUAUGAUUUGUUAUAAUUUUGAAAAUGUUUUUGGUAUCUGUUUGGUCGUGACUAUGAUGUGCAGGAAAGGAUAAUUCUUAGACGCAACUACAUUUGGGCAAUACAUCACAGGAGAAGCCAAACGAGCAAAACUGAAAGAAUGUGAAAGUGCAACCUCUACAUGAAGCAGCAAAUAGUGUCAUUUGUAAUAUAUGGCAUGUUAAAGUGUAACAUUCUGGACAUGGAAAAUUAGUUCAGUACUGAAAUCAUAGUCAUACGAUGACAAUUUGUCUUAAAUAAAAAAAAAUAGGAUCACAAACGGGGCUAUGUAAAACAGUAUAGAAUUUUAAAUAAUAAAAUGAUUUAACAAAAAUAUUUGUAUCAAGUCCAGAUUUGGUUGGCAUAUAAACACUAUUUGCUACUUCAAUGUUUUGGUCAUUUCUGAUAUCAUGCAAAUAUGUACAACAGUUCAAAAAGAGGAGGUUAAGGGAUACAUACCUGGUGAAGAUUUGUUAACCUGCAAUCCUAAAUCUAAUAUAAUUAUUACAUACAAGGGCACCUAAAUUAAGGCCCCAAUUUCUACGAAUUACAUUCAUCAAAUACUAUAAAACAAAUUGAUUCAUCCUCAAAGCACCUGCAUUCAGUAAUAAAAACAGAGUAAGAAAGAAUGUUUGGGACAUAAAAUUAUUGUGUACAUAAAAUUUUAGAAAAAUUUCAGAAGUUAUAACAGGAGAGGACUUCUACGUAUAUUAAGGGAAAUAUGUACAUUUUUUUAAAGACAAAUGAUUUUAAAAACCACAGUAGGUUCACAAAAAAAAUCAUUUUAAAAACCACAGUACAUUUCUUGGUUCACAAAAAAACGUGUAGCAAAAAUAGAUUAUCCUCAUACAUUAGAAGCAAAAAAACAUAGUAAGUUAUUAUUUCAGGCAUAAGUGUUAUUUAACACAUAUAAAACUUCAGAAGUGCUAACAACAGUGGAUUUGAUUAAAAAUAAUAGAUUUAUUACUUUUAAUAAGUUGAGUAUAUUCUGGGGAUUAUAUAAAACCCAAAACAAAUGUGUUCAAAAUAUGAUUUACUUUAAGUAGUUGAUUUACUUUAAAAUAAAUACUUAAUGUGUGCUCAAAAUAAAUCAUACUUUAUUAUUCAGUAGAGUGAAUAUGGUUUACCAGAAUGUAUAAGAGAAUCUAUCUAGAUUAGUUGAAAAACAUAGAGGGAACAUUGGUUCAAUUUAUCAAAACUGAUCUGAGAUAAAGUCAUGUCCGAUUUACUUUAUAUCAUUCUAAGUUACCGAAGUCAUUUUACUUGGACUCAAUAUUAAUUGAAAGUAUAAAAGAACCUGAAUUUAUGUUUUUUACCAUAAAAUAUCGUAAUAUUUUGAGCACAUUUGAUAUUGGCCUAUUAUUGU